CAGGUGAGCUCCGACGGCACCUACUCGCUGGCGAGCGAGGCGGUCAAGCCCUUUGAGAUGAUCGGCCAGCGGCUGUACACCGGCCGGAUCGCCGUCGCGCAGGCCGCCCUCUCGUACCGGCGGAAGCUCUUCGAGGACACCAAGGCCUACGCGGACGCAAAGCCGAUCCCGUCCUUCUCGGGCGCGCCGCUCACGCUCUCCUCGAUCCCCCAGCUCGCCUCGCUCUUUGAGGAAGCGGAGGCGACGGCCGGCGCGCUGGAGAAGUACGUGGCGUCUUGCGAGGAGGAGCUGACGCCGCUGCUCCGCAAUGGCGGCGUCCCCCCGGACGACCUCGCCCACCGCAUCGCGACGGCCAAGGUCAAGGCAGUCGAGGCGUCGAUCGACCUCUGCUGGCGGCUCAAGCAGGAGGUCGGCUCGUACGCGCUGAUGGGCGACUCCGGCUUCGGCUCGAUGGACUUUCUCCAGUGCUGCAAGUUCGCCGAGGGCGACAGCCGCGUCCUGAUGCUCAAGAUGGCGAGGGACCGCCUCCGCCGCUACGCAAAGGAGGCGAAGAGCGGCGCCCCGCUCCCCGCCGGCGAGGAGGAGGAGGCGGCGCUCUGCGAGGCCCUCGCCGCGGCCGUCGGAACCGCAAAGGGCGACAAGGCCCUCGAGGCGGCCGCGUGGGACCGCGAGUGGCGCGGGGUGUACGCUCUCGCCGAGAGCAUCAUGAGGCGCACCUUGGAGCCACACGGCCGGUGAGCGGGCCCAUCCAGCGCAGGAAACACUGCACUGAUCUGUCUAAAAGCGAAUCGGAGGUAUUUUGGUUUGAGGGUAGCGGAAGGGAAGUGUGUUUUCUCUUGCAAUCUGUGAGUGCCGUACGGCUUUAACAUCCAAAGUUGCGAGACUU
Emiliania huxleyi CCMP1516 is the source of this 886-nucleotide messenger RNA. RefSeq lists its product as hypothetical. Gene Ontology annotation, molecular function: oxidoreductase activity, acting on the CH-CH group of donors. The coding region runs from base 58 to 738 and encodes 226 amino acids. The transcript is spliced from 7 exons. The record is from RefSeq and is a predicted model, not a curated record. NCBI's taxonomy places the organism in Eukaryota, Haptophyta, Isochrysidales, Noelaerhabdaceae.